This is a messenger RNA of Sphaeroforma arctica JP610, 1059 nucleotides long. RefSeq lists its product as hypothetical. The coding region runs from base 1 to 1059 and encodes 352 amino acids. Lineage: Eukaryota; Ichthyosporea; Ichthyophonida. The transcript has 4 exons. The record is from RefSeq and is a predicted model, not a curated record.
AUGGGCAAACUUCUUGUCAACGAAAACUACUGGCCAGUCAACGCUCAAGCGACCUGCAACGUUGCAUGCUGGGUCAAUAAAUCAUCUGUCGACUUCGAUGACAGUUAUAUCACCGCCUAUGAUACGUGCAAUACUAGUAGGACAAGCACAGACCCGUAUGGUGACGUAUACUACGUCGAUGCUGCGGGCCAAUACUCAUGCCCCUACAACGGUAUAGAACUUCUGGACAACGGCUACAUUGUCGAGGGGCCCAUUGUAGAGAUAAUCCUAUCGGAUUAUCUGGACUUUGACCCUUUGAAAGGUUUUUUUGACGUGUUUCUAGUAAUAUUGUUAUCUCAGGACCAGGCAGCGAACCAGUCUGAGGUUGGCAUAGGAUACAAUGUGAUCGUAGGUGGCGUCAUGCAUGGCGAAGAGACCUACCAAGUGCAGACCGUCUAUGAGGGAUCGUCUGCUUUAGAGUGUGGGCCAACCGAUGCCGACACGUCCGAUUCACACCUGAAGUGUAAGGCGCUUAUCAUACCAGCCGACAAACUGAACCGGAACAGCUGUUAUGCUCUCUCCAUGUUUGAACAGAUUCGCUUGCAAAUAGUGCUUCAGCAGGCGUAUUCGCCCCUGCAGUCUACUUUAAACACGACGGAUAUUGGACAGGGCGAGAACACAGAGCUAAUUGCGGGGGAACCCCCCUACGUCACGAACAUACCGUUCAACAGCGCCGAAAUUCAGUAUACAACCACAUCGGAUGACUUCGAGACGGUAAUGAUGGUGGUGCACUGCUGCAUGGGCAUUGUCAUGUUCUUGUACACCAUUGUUUUCACAUACCGGUCAUAUAAGUUUGCUGAGUCAAAGUUCAGCAACUGGUACGUCGAACGUAAGUGGGCGGUUACCCAAUCUGGGGCUGCGGUACUGGUGGCUGCGAAUCCGAUUUACCUCUAUUUUCUUAUGGAGCAUACUGAAACAAGCCACGCGAUCCACACAAGUAUCAUCCUAAUCGAUGUGCUGUUAACCAAUCUCGGUUUGGGGGUCAUUUUUUUCUUCAAUCUCUGCUUCUUGUCCAGGUAA